This is a messenger RNA of Cottoperca gobio, 2553 nucleotides long. It is a transcript of the gene rgmd, whose product is annotated as RGM domain family, member D. The transcript is spliced from 3 exons. Gene Ontology annotation, biological process: BMP signaling pathway. Gene Ontology annotation, cellular component: plasma membrane. NCBI's taxonomy places the organism in Eukaryota, Metazoa, Chordata, Actinopteri, Perciformes, Bovichtidae. The record is from RefSeq and is a predicted model, not a curated record. The coding region runs from base 482 to 1561 and encodes 359 amino acids. Gene Ontology annotation, molecular function: coreceptor activity.
AAAGUAAUGUCCUGUUUGUAUCCCAGCCUCCAGCCCAACACUUGUGCAUCUCUGCUAGCCGAGCCGCACGAGUUAACGGACGUCUUUUUGAACUUUAAUUCCAAAACGCACGAGACAAGUUGUCACCAACCGCUAAAACGGUCAUCACGUUUUACGACACACGAGCGCCGCAGUUGCUAUGGUUUUAUCAAGUUGUGUGAAGUUACGGCUUAGCUUCCAGUUAGCAUAGCUCGCUAGCAACUGAAAAGCAAACUACGGAGCUUGUUUUAUUUAUUUAUUUUACCAGAAAAUGCUGCUAAUCGGACACCAAACGGUCACCAUUACUAUUCCAGUCACGCGGGUCACUUUAACACUUAGUUUUUAACUGAUUGAGUCUUCGCAAAGCUAAGUGGACCAUGCUCACUGCCAGCAGUGUCGAAUCCAGCGCUGCAACACAGAGUAUGUGGCUUCUACCUCACCCUCUAGUGGUCUGCAGGAGGACAUGUCUCUGGAUGUGGACUACUGCAUCGCCUUGAGGGCCUAUGCUCUGUGCACCCGGCGGCAGGCAAGGAGCUGCAGGGGUGACCUGGUCUACCACUCGGCCGUCUUCCGCAUUAAGGAGUUAUUCUCUCAGCAUAACUGCUCCAGCGAUGGGCCCACCUCCUCCGCCAAGGUCCCCAGUACAUCUCGUCCAGUCGUGUCGGAGCUGUGCGACUACGAGAAUCGGGUCCUGAUGUCGGGCUCGGCCGGUCAGCAGAAGAAAUAUGCCCACUGUGGAUUAUUCGGAGACCCGCACCUACGGACUUUCCGCGACGAGUUUCAGACCUGCAAGGUGGAAGGGGCGUGGCCUCUGAUUGACAACCGCUUCCUGUCGGUGCAGGUGACCAACGUGCCUGUUGUCCUCGGCUCCAGCGCCACAGCAACCAGCAAGAUCACUGUGAUCUUCAAGUUCUUCCAGGGCUGCACAGAUCAGAAGGUGUACCAGGCCACCACGGACGAUCUGCCGUUGGCCUUUCAGGACGGGACUCGCAGUGGCGGCGAGAGCGGCAGUCUGACCGUCGUAGAGCGCGGCGGCUCCGGAGUGGUCCGGCAGGUGAAGAUACAGGCCCGUUACAUCGGCACUUCCAUCAUCGUCCGACGUGUGGGCAGCUACCUGACCUUUGCCAUCCGCAUGCCAGAGGACACCCUGGACUUUUCGGAGGGCAAUGGCGGUCUGCAGCUCUGCCUGCACGGCUGCCCACGCAACGAGCUCAUCAAGGAACACACGCUGGGCCGUCAGAGCCUGCAGCCCCGCCUGCAGGGCACCAACACAGAGCUGGGUUCUCUGCGGCCUCCUCACCAGGUCUACACCGUAGAGCGGGCAACGGCCAAGUGUAGAGAGACUCUGCAGGUGGAGGACGUGUACUUUCAGUCCUGUGUGUUUGACUUGCUGACCACAGGAGACCCUGAGUUCUCUAUGGCAGCCUACGGCGCUCUGGAGGAUUUAAAGGCGCUGCCGCCGAGUAAACUGAGGCAGAAUCCCCCGAGGACUCCUCGUCUUUACAACCGAGGGGCGUCGCACACAGGCGGCUGCAGUAGGUAACGGCUCCCUGCUCUCACUCCUACUCCUCAUUCUGCUGCUUUUGUAAAAAAAAAAAGAGAGAAACAUGGAGACGAACACAACGUGGAAGCAGUACCAGCUUGAGGAACGAGUGACUAAAGCUCAGACAUAUACAUUUGUAUUCUUUCAUUUUUUUUGUGGGCGGGGGGCGGGGCAAUUUGUGAAUUUUGUGAUCUUUUUCUGUUUUUAUCAUUUGAAGGAUUUCACACUCAUAAAAGAUGGUGUUUCGUCACAUUGUCUGUGGAUUCACACACGAGUCACAUCAGCUGAAGAGCAGACAGACAGACAUGAACUAGUGUGAUUUGGGGUCCAGUACGACAAGUUGUUUCCAUAUGCAACCAUCUUUAAAAACUCAUAAUUGUGUGCCGAUGUCACAGCUGCUCAACAGCAUUGAGUUUGCGUGUAAAUAGAAAAGUCAUCAUAGUGCACAACCUUCAAACACUCCACGUAUGAAGCUGCACAUGUAACUCCACCCUGUGUGUAAACAGUUUCUCUGCAGAGCUUCCUGUAUAAUCCAGUCAUAUCAGCAGCACUUACGGUUUUAACUUUUGUUUUUAUUCAAAUGUUGUUGUUUUUUUUGGUCCAUUUCAAGCGUUAUUUCAGAAAAUUGGCAUUUUAAAUACACAGGAUCCAACAACUGUAUGUAAAAACUACCUAUCCAUAAUAUAUGAUGUCUGUUUGAUAUUCAACAGUUCUUCUGUGAAACACUCCGCUCCCUCUUCAAGCUGUUGGACUUCCAGUUUAAAAAAACAAACAAAAAGGUUAAAAAAAACAAAACACAAAUCUUUAAAUAAUAAUAUAUUAAAAGAGUGUAUAUAUGUGUUUUAUAUUGUGUACAUUUGCCUGUGUAUAGAUGUUUUAACUGUAAUAUGUUUUACAUGUGUUGUGUUUUUAGUAGGUUGUUUUGAGACUUUGUAAGAAAAGUAAACUAAUGUGUUUGUAAUUUUCUGUAUUAAAGUGUUGGACACUCCGAA